UAUGUAACUAUGUAACGUGUUUUGUGUGAUUUUAGAUUCCAAUACUUACUUUCACUUCUUUUUGAACAGUCUUAUAAAAACUACAUAGUGAUUUUGCUAUUUUAUUAUUUUAUAAAUUAAGGUUAUAAAAACAUUCAUAUAUAUAUAUAUACACACACACAUAUAUAUAUAUAUAUAUACGUGAAAAUGUUUUUUAUUUUGCCAAAGUAUAUUAUUAUACCGUUAUGUGAACGAAAUAUUUCACAAAAAGUUUUUACUGCUAUAAAUAUUAAAAAAAAUUCUUUAUUGUGGAAAUGCCAAAAAUCAAGAAUACAAUAUUUUUGUAAUAAAAUAAGUACAUCUUCUUUAAAAUAUUAUAAAUCAAAUGAUUUACAACAUACUGAUUCAUUGGUCAAAAAUGAAAGUCAUAAAUUAAUGACUCUUUGGCCAGAUAUUGUUCGUGAAUUGACAGAAAAUAAUAAUCAAGAAUUACAAGAUGUUAACGAAUGGACAGCAAAGGUAUUGGAAUAUAAUGUUCCGAAAGGGGGAAGACGAAGAUCAAUAUCACUUAUUGUUGCAUAUAAAUUGUUGGCAUCUCAAGAUCAACUAACAGAAGAAAAUAUUCAUUCGGCUCGUAUUCUAGCUUGGUGUAUGGAAAUAUUGCAAGCAGUUUACAUAGUGAUGGAUGAUAUUAUAGAUCAUACAGACAUGCGACGAAAUCAACCAACUUGGCAUGUAAAAAUUGGAUUAUCUGCAGUUAAUGAUGUUUUACUUAUAGAAACAUGUAUAUACGAUCUUUUUAAAAAAUAUUUUAAAUCGAAAGAUUGUUAUAUAGAUAUUUUAAAUUUAUUUUCGAAAUAUCAUAAAAAAACAGUGCAAGGUGAAUGUCUAGAUGUAUUGAUUUCGACUGAUUGGGGAAAAAAAUCGAAUCUUGAUCUUUUUUCUAUGGACCGAUACAAUACUAUAGUAAAACAUAAAACAUCUUAUUAUUCAUUUGUACUUCCAUUCGUUCUCGCUAUGCGUUUCGCUGGGAUAACUGAUCCUGAAAUAUAUAAGCAAGCAGAAAAAAUUCUGCUAAAAAUAGGACAUCUUUUCCAAGUACGAGAUGAUUAUUUAGAUUGUUAUGCUAAGCGCGAAGUCAUAGGAAAAAGUGGAACUGACAUACAAGAAGGAAAAUGUACAUGGCUCAUUGUGGUUGCUUUGCAACGAGCUACAGCUGAACAAAAGAAAAUUUUGAAAGAAUGUUAUGGAAUAGCUGAUGAAGAAAAAAUAAAACGUGUGAAAGAAAUUUAUGAAGAGAUUGGCAUAUCAAAUAUCUAUAUGGAUUACGAAGAAGAAACGCAUAAUUUAUUGAAUACAUAUACACAGCAAUUAUCUUCGAAACUUCCGACUGAAUACUUUUUAUAUUUACUCAGUACAUCAUGCAGUAAAGUAGGACGAAAAAAUUAAUCAAAAAUAAUAAAUUAAAAUAAUAAAUUAUAAUAAAAAAGUAAGAAGAUAAAUUUAUUAAUUAUUAAAUAAUAUUAAUUAUUAAAUAA
Messenger RNA from Apis mellifera (honey bee), 1517 nucleotides. RefSeq names its product farnesyl pyrophosphate synthase. Gene Ontology annotation, cellular component: cytoplasm. Lineage: Eukaryota; Metazoa; Arthropoda; Insecta; Hymenoptera; Apidae. The record is from RefSeq and is a predicted model, not a curated record. The transcript has 7 exons. Bases 187 to 1428 code for a protein of 413 amino acids. Gene Ontology annotation, molecular function: (2E,6E)-farnesyl diphosphate synthase activity; dimethylallyltranstransferase activity. Gene Ontology annotation, biological process: trans, trans-farnesyl diphosphate biosynthetic process.